CAAACGACUCGGCCGCAAGAUGGCGAUGAAAAAGCAAAGCAGAUGUUGACACACGAGCAGAGUUCUUUGGUUCACAGUGCAAAAGUUCAUCACUUUUUAAUAAUAAAAAUAAUUCGUAAUAUCAGAAGGAAUAAUUGUCAUAAAUAAAGAAGAAUGAUUCGGUGUUGGCCCAGCGUUGCUAAAUUGUACGAACCUCAUGAAAUUUGCGAAAAUAGGGUGACGUUCAUAAACGUCAAGUUGAAAUAUAGCAUCGAUGAAGAUUUCACUGUAAAUUAUUGUCUUCAAGAUGAGCAAUUCAAGUCUUCGACGAGAGAUUGGAUCGGUAUAUUCCCACGAAAUUGGUUAAAUCUCCAACAAUAUUUGACCUUCGAGUACACUCUUUCUUCGCCCCCUAAUGCUGAAAAUCCCAAACACAGAACAAUCACGUUUCCGCGUAUUUUUCAUCAUGAGGCUUUGCCGAGUAUCGAUUAUCAACUCGUUUACGUGAGUAAAGAAAUACAAAUAAUGGCUACAAGUUCGUACUUUCGUUUCGUGCGAUCAUCCCGCGUUGAUGACGGAAUAAAAUAUCGCCUCGCUGCUGCGAACGAGCCACAGCAGCAGAGUGGUCCAAUAAUGCAAGAUAUCGACUCAAUUAUUGAGAUCGUCGGGGACAAAGAUUCACCGUCGUCGCUGAUAAUUAAUGAUGAAAUAGCCGGGAAAUCGAUGAAAAGUAAAUGUGAAAUAACGAGCAACCGAUCGCGAGCGACGUGCCGAUACUGUAAUCGACAAAUAUGCGGAUUGAAGAUCGAUGCUCUUCGUAACGAGUCCGAAUCGAUAUGUUUAUGUAACAAACCGAUGGUACUACGUGUAUUGCGGAAAUGCGGGUCAUCUAUUAUUAAAGAUCGAUUGCAGGGGGAUUUUUUGGCCUCCUUCAGCGAUUCGCUCCUCGAUCGAGUCCGAAGAUUAGAGAGAGACUUGAGCUUGGCCGAGACUAAUUUGAAAAACGCAAGGAAUUCACGGGACAAAGUGGUCAAACGUUUGAAAGCUCACGAAGAUUUUCUCGCCGAAAUGUUGAACUCGGUUGAUGCUCGCGGUAGCGUUCGCUUGACCGAUAAAAAAGGCAACGAGGUUGUUCUUCGGCGCGCGAGGACGGACGAGUCUUCCGAUUUCCCCAGAUCAGAGAGUACCGGAAAAAAUGACGUUUUAGCGAACGAGAUUGUUCUAUUGAAAAACAUAAUUGACAAGCAGCAAAAAACAAUUGACCAUUUGAUCGAACACGGAAAUAUUGGUAUCACGAGGGAAAAUUACGUCAAAGUGGUCGAUCGUGAAAUUCAAACGACUCUAGCAUCGCCGGAGGAUACCGGCCUUGCAUCCUUGCACAAUCAUAACAAGUCGUCCCUCAUUGGAAAAGAAGAAUCGAACGAUGAAAAAAUUGGUGGCACAGCAGGCACACCGGAACAAGCACCAAACGGAGUCUCGAAUAUUGUAUCGAGAGUGGCGAUCGAAAGCCCGAUCGAACCGGCGAGAAUACUGAAAAUCCAGAAACCAUCGGGAAUUUUGAUCCAAGGAAAAAACGUCAAAUUCGCAAUCGUUAGGUUUUUAUGAGACGGAGCGCUAAAGCCAAUGAAAUUUUAUCAUUUCUUCCUCAAAAUUCAACUGUUGACUCUCGUCGUUUCGUCAUAUAUGCAUAUAUGAAUCCUUCGUUGAACGAUAAAGCAGCAUUCUCGAUCGUUGAAUAAAUAUAAUUAUUCGUUUAAAGAGCAGAUGAGAUCUCGCGCGCGGCGGCGGCAUCGACGUUGCCCCGAAUCCGCGCGCCUCCUGCCAAUGAUACGAUCUUUUUUCGCAUCUUCGAUCGCGAGAGAGUUCUCGAAUACCAAUCCAGAAUCCCGGUUGCCUCUAAAUUCAUCGAAGAUCGGUGCUACGAUGCAGCCGGCGAGAGCGACCGCGCCAGAAUCGGCUUACCCGCACGGUGUUGCGCGUACCGUCGAUACGCACCUUCGACCAGUAAGUCGUCUGUUCGACGGCGUAUAUGUAAGAAAGAGAAUAAAAUCCGAGAGAAGAGC
Molecule: messenger RNA, 2042 nt
Organism: Venturia canescens
Lineage: Eukaryota; Metazoa; Arthropoda; Insecta; Hymenoptera; Ichneumonidae
Product: calcium-binding and coiled-coil domain-containing protein 2-like
Exons: 5
Coding region: 154-1584 (476 amino acids)
Source: RefSeq, a predicted model, not a curated record